This is a messenger RNA of Myxocyprinus asiaticus (Chinese sucker), 1663 nucleotides long. RefSeq names its product claudin-7-A. NCBI's taxonomy places the organism in Eukaryota, Metazoa, Chordata, Actinopteri, Cypriniformes, Catostomidae. Gene Ontology annotation, cellular component: plasma membrane; bicellular tight junction. Bases 298 to 933 code for a protein of 211 amino acids. The transcript is spliced from 4 exons. Gene Ontology annotation, biological process: cell adhesion; bicellular tight junction assembly. Gene Ontology annotation, molecular function: structural molecule activity. The record is from RefSeq and is a predicted model, not a curated record.
GACUACACAUCAGCAUCUGAGUUUUACACAACACCUUUACUGGUAUGGUGUAUGUGCCGAGGUAGAAAUACCGCUAGCUCACUGAUCUCUCUUGUCGCGGAGAGUAGAAUAUUUCCUCAACUUCCUCGCAGUGUUUUUAAGCGCCGAUUUACAGAAAGUAACAAGUGCGGGGAUUGGAGUCGGGAAUAAGAGCACGAGACGGUCACCAAGAUUCAUCGUGUCUGUUGCUCAACAACUAGAAACAUCUUUUAAGCAGAUUACUCUCAACUGUAGCUCAGCUUGCCGUACGUCUCAGAAAUGGCAAACUCAGGCGUUCAGUUGCUUGGGUUUGGUCUCUCACUGAUUGGCAUCAUUGGACUCAUCGUGGGCACCGUCCUCCCGCAGUGGAAAAUGUCCGCGUACGUGGGGGACAGCAUUAUCACCGCGGUCGCCACUUACCAGGGACUGUGGAUGUCCUGCGCUUUUCAGAGCACAGGGCAGCUUCAGUGCAAAAUCUACGACUCCAUUCUGCAAUUAGACAGUGAUCUUCAGGCGACCCGUGCGUUGAUGAUUGUGGGUAUCAUUGUGUCCAUUGCUGGUCUGGGUGUGGCCUGCAUGGGGAUGAAGUGCACAACUUGUGGAGCCGAUGACAAAGUUCGCAAGUCUCGCACGGCCAUAACAGGAGGCAUCAUACUGCUAGUGGGAGCCCUCUGCGCAAUUGUUGCCUGCUCAUGGUUUGCCCAUAAUGUGAUCCGAGCCUUCUACAACCCCUUCACCCCAGUGAACACCAAGUUUGAGUUUGGAGCAGCCAUUUUCAUUGCAUGGGGUGGUUCGUUUCUUGAUGUUCUCGGAGGAGCCAUGUUGGCGGCCUCGUGCCCUCGAAGUAAACAAGUGUCAAAGUAUCCUAAAAGUAACCCUCCUCGGUCUGCCAACAGCAACAAAGAGUAUGUCUGAUCAAGACUGCCUCUUACUGGACAGAGACUGAAACUUCAAAAGGUGAAGAAUCACUUCAACAGAAUAAUGGACAGGGCACGUUGUGUGGUUUUAAAUUGGGUAUACAGGAUGUGAGCUUACACAGCUGUCACUGAGGUGGAAAACAGAUCAAACUGACUAACACUCCUUCAUAAAAUGGGCAAAUCAGUUGCCCAAAAACUGUUUUUAAUAAAUAUAUUUACAAAGCCCUCUGGGAGUUUUUGGAUUCUAGGAAUAUAACGUCAGUGUAAAUGUUCACAGCAUGCUUCAGCCUCCAUUGUUUCGCUAAAGAAAGCAACUAGGUUGAUUUGUCUUUGCAAAAGAAGAGAAACUUGGAUAGUCAGAUAUGCUGAUGUUUCCAAGGUGCCCAAUAGGGAGCACUAUAAGCAACACUCUAAGCAAGUGUCGUCCAAAAUGGAGGGAGUUUUUCAAGAUCUGUUUUUGUUUUUUCAAUUGAAUGGUAACAGCUAACACUAUUAAUAAUGUUUAUAUGAUGAUACACAUACAUGGUUAAUACAAUGUAAAUGCAGUGUUUUACAGGUUGCUGAGGAUGAGGAAUAUCCUGUUAUUAGGAGUAAAACCCAUAUCUGCAUUUGUGUAACACAUUUCAGCAUUAAUACAUCACUUAUUUUUCACAUCCUGUUCAUGCUGUUAUCAUCCCUGAGCCCCCCUGAAAAUCUUCUAAAAUGAAUUUAAAAAAUGUGUUACACCU